GAGACGCCUGUUGAGAUCAACCUAUAAUCAGGUAGGUGGAGGUUAAUGACGACGUUCCUUAGGAUUUAACUGCAUUUCAAGAUAUCGGCUGGAAAAACAACGCGAAGCCUCGACAUAUGUGUUCUUGCUGCGCCAUACCAAGUCGUGGACCAUGAUGGAUCGAAGAAGAGCCUUGAGUAUUCCAUUUGGUGUUGAAAAGGAUAACUUGAUGGAAAGCCCACUAAAAAUAUCCACGAUCUGUCUUUCAUCAGAGUGUGGGAAGUUAGACAGACAGGUUUCCUGGAAAGCAUUUGCAGGAAGUAAACUUAGACAUCAUGAUUCAGAGCAUAAAAAUGGAUCCAGGCUGAUGGAUGACAACACUGCAACAAUGGUGACUCUACAAAUGGCCACGAGGAAACCCUGUCUCGUCCUGACAGAUGUCCUAAAGACAGAUCUGGGCAAGACUUAUAUGGAAAAAAUUAAACAGAGUCAUACCCCAGGAAAUGGAGGACAAAUGUCAACUACGUUGAAGGCGAGAGAUCGGUGUAAAGAGGAUCCUGGGGUCUGCAGAGAACUGAGGACCAUUCACGGAGAGGCCAAACAGGACAAGAGAAAUGGCGUAUUCUGUAAACGCAACCAGAAGCCCAACUCACCCUCUCAAAGGUCAAGACUCAGGAGAAGCUCCCAGAAUAUUGAUUGCAAAGAGGACAGAGACAAAAACAAAGACGUCAAGGAGUUGGUAAUCGACAACAGCAACGGAGAAAGCUACAAAUAUGGUGAAGUCGUAGAUUGUGGGUUGUCGGUGAGCUGGGAGCCUGCUGAGAACACAAGAGAUUGUUCAGAGUUUUCCCCAAAGAUCAAGGAGAAGUGGACUGAACCGGAAAAAGAAGUUCAUCAAAGUGUGAAGAGAAAAAAGAACGAUUCAGGGUCCCUGCACAAUGGCACAGUGAGCCCUAAACGGCCCCGUGAGAGCGUGCUGCGUCUGACCGGAGAAGAUGGAAGAGACAGAGUGCUGACACGAUUUGAAGCUUAUGAGGCAGAAAGUGAAGAAGAUGGAGAUUCUGAGAACGUGGACCGUACCAUUGUACAGUUCACUGUGGGAGGGGAUGAUGGAAGAGAAGUUCUGCUCCCGAUCAACACUCCUUAUUUGGACGCCAUCAACACCCAAAGAGAUCGAGAGUCCAGCCAGGACAGCACAACCAAGACAAGCGGCCCUUCUGACCCAAUUGUGUUGUCCAGUGAUGAUGAGGAGAGCGACAACGUUCCUCCGCACUGCAGACCACCGGUCCACACACUGGUCCCUAUGGAAGACACAGUUAUACAGAAGGCUGUGAUCAGACAAGAUGAUUGUGACUUACAGGACAUGCAGGUGCUGCGUGUAGUUGUAGACGAGCUUCCUGUUUCGCUGGCACGUUGUCCUAUCCCCAGCAUUGACCACUCCUGCAUGAGCAUAGCCUUCUCCAGCCUACACUGUGGCGGCUACCGAGGGAACGCAAAUGGCAACUUCAUGAUGGCAGACCAUGCUAUCAUGAUCCCUCUGAAAGACCCUAAUGGACAGGUGGAGCUGAUGUUAACGUUUGAGCGCAAAGCUCUGAGGAGGUACAGUGUCUGGGAGGAGCAGGAAAUGGAGAUGCGUGAGCUUCACUUUGAUGGUGACGAGAAUGCUUUCCCUGCGGCGGUCCUCGUGUUUUGUGUGUCGGACACCGCUGCAGCUGAGAUCCAGCACGUCCUCAGCAAGCUGUGUGUCGAACAGGAUGGAAACACUAACACUGGCACAGCCAGCCCCUUCAUCCUGCUGACCCUGAGACACCCUCUAGAAGGAAUGGAGGGCGCUUUAUUACGCUCCCUCCUGGACAUCGACUGUCUGAACAGCCUGACACAUAAACAUUCUCCUGGAUCCCUCGGCUCAGACAGAUUCAGUGGUUGGGAAGAGAGCCAGACUCCUUUUCUUUGUCUUGAUGAUAGCAUCGAACUGAUCAGUAAAAUUGGACUUGACUCACACCUGCUGUGUCUGCUGGGCCUCGAGAGCCCCGACCCUGAACUUGACUCACAAAGUUCACACUCUGACAGAGAGGAAAACAACAUGCUGCAGAUCUGUCCGGAGGUUGAGCUGCAAAUAGAGACGGACCCGGAGCCGGAGACGACAUCAGAGGAAGUCACAGGGACAGAAGUCAAACCUGAGGAGGAUCAGAAAGAAGAAGACGAACAUCCCUCUGAGAAGAAAAAGGAGGGACCCACCCCUGUAUACACACUGUGCCAUCGUCACACCAAAGGAUCGUACUCCGUGUCCCACUGUAAACCAGACUCCAGCUGGAUUAAAUAUAAACACAAGGGUCUCCCCAGCAGGUUGAUCCAGUUUCCUCCUCCUCCACUAAAAGGAGGAAUAACUGUUACAAUGGAGGACCUGCAGUGCUUGGACAGCCGGCAGUUCCUCAACGAUGUCAUCAUCGAUUUUUACCUCAAAUACCUCCUACACAAUGCGUCCGCUGCUGUGGCUGAGCGCUGCCACAUCUUCAGCAGCUUCUUCUUCAAGCAGCUGACGCGGAGGGACAACGCCAGCGAAGGCGCAACCAGUGACACCUGUCAGAGGCAGAGGCGGCACCAGCGGGUGAAGACGUGGACACGCCAUGUGGACAUCUUCAAAAAGGACUUCCUGUUUGCCGUGCAUCCUCAUCAUGGAUUCUCUCAAACUUUCUCUCCACGAGCGAGUCUUCAAACUCUUACGGGAGUACUUGCAGUCAGAGUGGGAGGUCCGCCGUGGCUCAUCCAGGGAAUUUAGCCCUGAUCAGAUGAAAGGUUCACACUGUCAAGUUCCCCGUCAAGACAACAGCAGCGACUGUGGCCUUUACCUGCUGCAAUACGUCGAGAGUUUCCUGAAGGACCCCGUGGUUCACUUCGAUCUCCCCCUACGCCUGGAGAGAUGGUUCCCACGACAGCAGGUGCGGCAGAAACGAGACGAAAUCAGAGACCUGGUACUUAACCUUUACAGAUGGCAGAAUCAGGAAAGUGACAUAUAGACGGCAGUUUUGCUGCUUGCUUCAUCACAUUCCCUGUAGCUAUUACAAAUCACUGCGCACACUGGGUGACGGACAUUUCAGCGUGAAUUGGAGAUAUUCCUUUUAGGUUUUAGAUUUUGUCAUUAGACACAUUAACUUGAACAACACUUGGAAACCUUUGACUCUCUGUGGCUCCUGUGACUGAAUAUGAAGGCAGCAGUAAAUUCAAAAUAAACACGUAGCUGUCCAUACAACCUGAAUUACAAAGUCGGUAAUAUCCAGAAAUGCAAAUGUUUGUACACCUAGAGACCUUUUAUUGAUUGUUUUUAUUUUGCAAGAUAUUUUAUAAAAGGCAUUAUUUGUAAGGGAUUUUCUAUAUUUUCUAGUUUGUCAUCAGAAUUUUCUAAUUUGUCAUCUUAAACACAGCCAUAGUAAAAUGUACGUUUCAGUUAAAAUGUUUUCCCCACUGAAGUCUCAGGGACUGGAGUCUGACCCAACACUUGCAUCAUUUUCACUUUGUUGAACUCUGCCGCUCACUCUGUGCCUCACUUAGUCUCAGACAGGAGAACUGAGUAUUCACUCCUCUUGUCUGUCUUCUGUGUGUCUGAGUGUGUCCCACUCUGUCCCACUCUGUGUAACCAUCUGUGUUACAAUCCAUCAAAGGCCCUGAAAUCAAAUUGAGCAUCAUGGUAUCAGCUGAACUUACAGAAAUACCCCAAACCAAGAAAUUGAUAUAUUAACGCAACUAACACAAUUUGACCAGUGUGCAGCUAAUGAUGAAUUUCACCAUCAAUGAAUCUGAUUACUACUGUGUUUUCUUAAGCGAUGUUGUCCAAAUUCCAGUGAUCACACUUUACUAAAGCCCAAGUUAAUGUCAUCAUGUUACCUGUUGAGCCCUUAAUCCAAAGAUAUUAUGGUUACUGUCACACAAACUAAAGGAAAGAAGAAAAAUUGAGCUGCAAUACGAUUUUUUUCAUAAUUUCCCCAGUGAUAAUCAAAAAAUAUAGAAAAAUUGAAAACAGUGUUUGGAAAUGUUUUUGAUCCUGUUGUGGAUUUGGCUCCUUUUUUUGACCAAACUUAACGAGUGUAAGCAAAUGGCUGCUAUAAAGUAAACUAAUAGGUACAGUAUUUACUGUAGAUGUUCUGUACAUAUGUGUUAUAUUCAUGAAACUACCUUUUUACAUACAUAAAGCAUAUUAGUGAAUGGAGUCUUUUGAUAAAUUGCUAAGUUGAGGGGUGCGCAAACACUGGCACGUAACAGUUUUCUGUUAAGGGUAAACACUGGUUGAUUAAGAUCUGAAAUUACCCGAAAGUUUCAGCUCAACUCCACUGUUCUCGACAGAGAUAAGUUCCGCUCAUCUUUCAGUUUUCUCAUACAAAGUCCUUGAUCUGUCUUUUUUUAGAUCUUAUUCAUGAAUGUACAGGAGCUGUUUCCAAAAUAUGUUUGGUUUCGAUUCUGUAAUAAAAGUUAUA
Molecule: messenger RNA, 4448 nt
Organism: Limanda limanda (common dab)
Lineage: Eukaryota; Metazoa; Chordata; Actinopteri; Pleuronectiformes; Pleuronectidae
Gene: senp7
Product: SUMO specific peptidase 7
Biological process (GO): protein desumoylation
Cellular component (GO): cytoplasm; nucleus
Molecular function (GO): SUMO-specific endopeptidase activity
Source: RefSeq, a predicted model, not a curated record